UGCGGAGCGACGAGACGCGCUGCAUACCAACAGAGACAUACGGAGCAGGCAGGCAACCGUCUCUCUCUCUCUUUUUUUUAUUCUUCUUCUUCUUAUCAGGACGCACGGAUCCUUUAUCCCGUUCUCUGGCAACAACAACAUUAAAAAAAAAACACCUCAUGCCAAAUCGUUGGACUGUUUAAAUGUUACCUUCACUUCCUUUGCAGAAAAAUCUGUGCUGCUCUUUAAGGUGCUGAGAGCCAAACUAAGUGUCUGGGAUAUUUUUUUAUUUUUUAUUUCUCUCUCUCUCUCCUCUACUGUAAUAAUUUGCUUGAGAGAUUCUGCACCGGAGAAGAUAAACCAGCCCUGCCCGCCUCUCUCUCUCUCUCUCUCUCUCUUUCUCUCUCUCUCUCCGACGGGGAGUCAUCACAAGGAAAAGUCAAGACAGAUGUUUUCGUCCACUCACAUGUAGAAGCGUUGGACUACUGCUGUUCACAAUCUGGGUCGGGCUUUUUUUUUUCUUCUUCUUCUCUCUCUUUUAUAACAAAAAGAAUCGCCCGCAACGGUGCGUUAAAGGAGGAAUAUAGAGACAUUUGGCUGCAAGAAAGAAAGAAAAAAAAAGCAGAAAAUCAAUCAGAACUCCAUCAUGGGCUGCCCCCUCUUGCGGAACGCGUUGGCUGCUGGUUUGGUGCUGGUUCUGCUGUCCAAAGGGUCCUGUGUGCACGGAGCAGAAUUCGGACACCUGCCGGACAACAUUACAGUGUUGGAAGGCGAAAGCGUCACUUUGAGAUGUCGGAUUGACGAGGAGGUGACCCACAAGGCCUGGCUGAACCGCUCCAAUAUCCUUUUCACGGGGACAGAUAAGUGGUCGCUGGACAAGCGCGUGACACUGGUCAACAGCAACAACAGCGACUUCUCCAUUCACAUCGACAAAGUUCAAGUGACCGACGAGGGGCCCUACACCUGCACCUUCCAGGCCAAUAACAAGCCCCGCAUUGCCCACGUCUACCUCAUCGUCCAAGUGCCGGCCAGAAUCGUCAACAUCUCAAAAAACGUGUCCGUGAACGAGGGGGAGAAUGUAAACCUCUACUGUCUGGCAGUCGGCCGGCCUGAGCCCACCGUCACCUGGAAAGACCAGAAAUAUGGGCUGGUGAGUGAGGGGGAGUUCCUAGACAUCACGGAGAUCAAGAGGCAACAGGCCGAGGACUACGAAUGCAUCACCAACAACGGAGUAGCACCGCCCGACCAGCGCAAGGUCAAAGUCACGGUCAACUAUCCUCCCAUGAUCACAGACAUGAAGAACAUGCCAGCGCAUUUGGGGAAGACAGCCAUCUUGCGCUGUGAAGCCAUGGCAGUCCCACCAGCCUCCUUUGAGUGGUACAGAGAUGACCAUAGACCGGUAGAGAGUGACAACACCCUAAGGAUCAAAAACGAGAAGACGCGUUCUCUAUUGCUGUUCACCAACGUGACAGAGAAACAUUUUGGCAACUACACUUGCUUCGCCUCAAACCGUCUGGGGGCUUCCAACGCCAGUAUGCUGCUGUUUCGUAAGUUAUCACGCAGAACUAACUACGUGCAGGUGCGCACGCUCGACACUGUACAUAUUUAUGCAAGCCCGAGAUUUCGCAAAUAUGCUGACAUUUAUCUUGUGUGACUAUCAAUCAACGUGCGAGAGUUAUAGCAGACAUGACC
Molecule: messenger RNA, 1671 nt
Organism: Stegastes partitus (bicolor damselfish)
Lineage: Eukaryota; Metazoa; Chordata; Actinopteri; Pomacentridae
Gene: iglon5
Product: IgLON family member 5
Exons: 7
Coding region: 626-1633 (335 amino acids)
Source: RefSeq, a predicted model, not a curated record